This is a messenger RNA of Ruditapes philippinarum (Manila clam), 3667 nucleotides long. Its product is annotated as toll-like receptor 4. Gene Ontology annotation, molecular function: protein binding. The transcript has 2 exons. The coding region runs from base 217 to 3123 and encodes 968 amino acids. NCBI's taxonomy places the organism in Eukaryota, Metazoa, Mollusca, Bivalvia, Venerida, Veneridae. The record is from RefSeq and is a predicted model, not a curated record.
UGAAAAGAAUUUGCCUUUGUAUAAGGGUAUUUUUAAUAAUUCUUUUGUAUACAUCUUAACGUCGUAAGUUUGUAAUAUUUUCCGUGAUCGUUGGUUGAUAGUAAGAGAAGGAACAAAAUGUGACAUAUAUUUAGAUGACAGAGUAUAGUGAAAAACUUAAAAUUGCAGUAACAUUCAAAUCUAUGAUUAUUUAUCUGUGAUCAGGGAAAAGCGAUCAUGGAAGUAUAUCUGCUUUCUACGCUUUUAACAGCUUUCGUUUUUGCCGAGUUGGAAGUGAUUAAAGAUGCAUGCACAAUUUGUAACUGUUCCAUGCCAACCGUGGUAAACUGUUCCUACCGCGGUCUUAAACAUAUUCCUAAACAUAUAAGUAAAGAAACAACCGUUUUGAACUUGUCAUCAAAUUCUAUAAAAAGCAUAGACAAUGGAAAAAUCAAAAAGUUAAACAAUCUUAUUAUUUUGGAUUUAUACAACAACUCUCUGAGGUUACAAAAUAUCUCAGACUAUACGUUUAAUGGACUUUCUAAGUUAAAGGUUUUAAAUAUUUCCCUAAAUGAGCAGUUUCCACUCACCAAUGAAACGACACCACUAAUGCUUUUUGAUAAUCUACAAUCCCUUGAAGUCUUGAAAAUGUAUGGAACAACAGGGACAUAUAAGGAUAAAGAAGGAUAUCCAGAUGAACAGUUAGGAAAACUCGGGUCAUUAAAGGAACUUUGGAUUGACGGACGCCCAAAUUUGAAAUUCGGUCCUGGAUUUAGAAAUAUCAGUACUCUUAAAGUGUUGCGCCUAGCUGGAGAUUACAUCGAGCCACCAUGGAGAAGUCCAGAAUAUUGCAUGACUAACAUAAACAGUGGAAUGUUCGAUAAUCUUAUUUCAUUAACUCACCUCUAUGUCAGAAAAUGUAACGUAGAAAAGGUUGAAGAGGACGCGUUUAAAGAACUUCAGAAUCUGCAAUACUUAGAUAUAUCUGUAAAUCGUCAGCUCACGCUGGCAGGAGUAUCGAUUGCACUCAGUAGCUUACAAAACAAAAUUGAUACAUUAGUUUUAAACGAAAUUGAAAUAGCCAAGCCGCAAAAAAACAUAGUGAUAUUAACAACAAGAAUGGCACAAUCUCUCAGUCAUGUACCACUCCGGGAACUUCAUUUGGAUAACAAUCGUAUUGAACUAAUAGAGCUAAAUGUAUUCCAGACCUUACCGAAAACUUUACAAGUGGUUAGUUUAAAAGAGAAUAAAUUCUACCAAGGUUAUUACAUUUUCAUGUCAAGAUACAUGGAGAACUUAACGCACCUAGAUUUAUCAUAUCAAUUUUUCACUAAAGAAUGGACAAUUUUGCACCGCGCUGAUAAAACAGACACAAUUGAAGCCAAUCGUUGUUCGCUUAAGAAUGAGGAAAUGGAGUUCACAAACAUGCAACAUAUUUCAGAGAUUAAUGUACCAAGAAAUGGAAGCAACUGUAGUUCAAAGAACGCUCCCUCUACUCAGAGAUUGGAGAAUAAUGUUGAUAUAAAUCGUUUUGAAAUAAUUGAAGAGGAAAGCUACAACGUAGAUAUAUUACAACAUAAAAUAAAAAAUGUAGCCAGAAGUAAUCUCAAUCUAGAUGAAAUAUUAGACUAUGCAGUAUCUUUCACAUGUCCAUAUAUAGGAAAGGACAAUUACAUUCCACCUGGAACUAUCAUUAGCUAUUUGCCUCCAAAGUUGGAAGACCUUGAUCUAAGUGUCAGCAAUCUAGCAAGUCCAAUUUUUGAAAUGGUUCUUAAUAAGAAUAAUUCCCUAAAAAAGUUGAACGUAAGCCAGUCGCUAUUGUACUGUUGGCAAGGACCAGUUGCUGGUUUGGAAAAACUUCAGAUAUUAGACUUGUCCGAGAACUACUGUUAUAAUGUUUCUAGAAACUUUUUCAAAUUUGCUGUUAACUUAGUAGAAUUGUAUCUAAAUGAUAAUAUGUUGGGCUCUUCUUUUGCAUAUAACGAUUCUUGCGAAAUACUGAAACCUCUCACGUCACUCACAUUGAUAAACAUAGCAUAUAAUCGAAUACACCAAAUCCCGAAAAACUUUCUCCUGUAUCAACGGCAUCUGGUCAAAUUAUUUGCAUAUGGUAAUGUUAUUGAAGAGUUUGAAAUAAAACUUGGACACAUGACAAAGCUUAGAUAUCUAGAUAUGCAUUUAAAUUACAUAAGUUCACUAUCAGAAACGACAAGAUGUGAAUUGGAGUCUAUCGCUGCGAGUAUAGAAAACCCGUCAAAGAAUAACAGCUUAAAAGUAAAUCUAAACAGGAAUCGAAUUCAUUGUUACUGCUAUAAUAUAGACUUUUUAAACUGGAUAUUGGAACAUUCCGACAAAAACAAUGGCUUAGAUAUUGAAAUCUCGGAAUGUAUCCAUCAAAAGAAUUUGAGCAGAGUUUAUAUAGAAUCUCUUUACCACCUUGAGAACAUUGUUAAUGAACUUAAAAAGGAAUGCCAGUCAUAUGUUGGUGUAAUGGUCGGCCUUGCCAUCGCCCUUGUUCUUAUUAUCAAUGUCAUAUUGGGGAUAAUCGUACACAAACACCGCUGGAAAAUUCAAUAUUGGUAUUAUGUUGUAUUCUGUAACUAUAAUUUUAGAAUUAAUUUUAGGAGAACGAACUAUGAAGAAAUUGGAGAUACGUACAAAUAUGAUGUUUUCGUUGCCUCCGCUCCAGAGGAUGAUGCAGACCGGAUGAGAAGAAAUCACAACGAUAAAGACUUUGUUAUGGACAAACUGCGACCGGUUUUAAAAGCCAGUAAUCUAGUUGCAUUCGUGCAAGUUUACCAUAUACAAGGCAAUGGAAAUCUGAUUCAGAUUAUUGGUAGGGCAAUCCAUUCAAGUCGGGUGGUAUUAUUUGUGUUCUCCAAAGAUUGGUGCAAUGAUGUUGGAAUGAGAACUGCUGUCCACAUGUGGCAAUGUGAUGUACUGAAUAGGCAUUGUAAAACUUCAAUACUUGGAAUUGAAUUGGAUGAAAUGACUGGUAAAGAUGCGGAAAUGAUUCAGGAUUUACAUUGCAGUAAGAUAAUGGAUUAUCCGAACAAACCGGAAAACCGUGACGAGGAGAUAUUUUGGAAGGAAUGUACAUCUCAAAUACGACGUCUUUGCAAUAAAAGCAACGGUGCGGUAUAGAUUGAAUUGAUGAUGAUAACGCCAGCAAUGAAAUCGAGUUUCACAUUAUUUUAGAGCGUUACAAAAAGAUAAUUUAAGAUUUGUAUAAAAACUGUUCGUCUUGUGCUCUACACAUCGUUCGUAUAUGUUUUGAGAGGGAUAUGUUGUUUUGUUUGCCAUUUUUGUACAGUUGUUUAAGUAUCUGUAUUCAGUCAAUCAUGUACACGUACAUUAUAACUUGAUGGCAAUUGAUGAGACCGCUUAUGCAAUUCUCAAUCCCAGCCAAAACAAGGAAACAUGACCUACUUAAGACCGAACAAAUCUCGAGCACCGCAUGCAUUGCUUAAAAACAUGAAAUCAUUAUCACUAAAGCCAGCCCUUCCCGCAAGAUUUGUGUUUAUAAAAUAAUAUAUCAUGUGUACCUUUGUAUCAAAUGACAUUAUUUCACCAUUAUUAACAUGUUUUUAUGUAAUAAACAUUGAUAUAUCUAAUUUUUAGAAAUACAUCUAAGUUUAUUGUGUUGGGUUUUUAUAAUCAAUGAAAAGCACGUUGAAUAUAUAUUUCA